CCAACUUUAUUCGGACAACCUUGAGUUAGAAACAGAGUCAUCGUGUGAAAGUCUCUGAAAGCAUCAGACUUGCAGAGAGGGAGACCUAAAAAGCUAUGGAGGAGAAACGGGAAAACGAAGACGAACCAAAUUGGAGCGAGCGCGUGGAGGAUCUCGUCGCAUCCGGUGACGUCACUGCGGCGAUCUCGUUUCUCGAGUCUUUGACGACCAGUCUCCAGUCGCGGAUCGGUUCUUCUUCUUCUUCAUCAUCAUCCUCAACGGAGUUGGGGCUUCAGCUAGCAGCGGCUCUAACCCAAUUGGCGAAUCUCUACUCUUCUCAGGGACUCUCCCUCAAAUCCGAUGAGCUUCUCACUCGUUCCUCCCUCGUAAAGCAACGAGCUUUGGAUCACGAUCUUGCCUCUUCAAGAGGUUCCUGUGAUGCAGAGAAUCAAACGAAGACUAGUGAUUCCAAUGUGGACGGUUGUUCAUCUAGUGAGUGCCCCUUGAAUUCCACAAAGGAUGAUGCUUCAGAUGAUGAUUGGGAAGCGCUUGCAGAUCGUGAACCGAACACGUUACUCUCUGUAGACGAGUUGCCUCAAAUAUCAAAGCUUUCGGUUGAAGAACCUAAAAUUGAAGGACCUAAGAGGCGUGGAAGGGGAAAUUUUACGUAUAACAAGGAUGUGAUGUAUAGUGAGUCGAGGUUUGAAGAUUCAGGAGAUAAUGAUAUGUCUCGUGGUGGCUUAGAGAAGACUGAUGAAUCACUGAAAGCCAAGUAUGGUACACGACAUGUACUCGUACUUGCUGAUUUCUCUCCAAAUUUGAGGACUACUGAUUUGGAGAGGCUUUUUGUGGACUUCAAAGACAGUGGAUUCCUCAUUCGUUGGGUUAAUGAUACAACAGCACUUGCAGUCUUCAAAACUCCUUCAACUGCGCAAGAGGCUUGCAAAAGUGUUCAGUGUUCAUUCACCAUACGUGUUCUUGAUGAUCAUGAUUCUCUUUUGGGCUCAAUAUCUGGAAAAGAUUUGGAACCGCCAUCUCAAAGACCAAAGACGUCAGCGAGAACAGCACAACGGUUGAUAGCUCACAGCAUGGGGCUGAAGCUACCGGCUUCUGGAUUCGGGUCUAAAGAGCUACGAGACCAAGAAGCUGCCAGGAAAAGCAGGAUUGUCUCCAGGCAGAAGCAAAGGGACGAUGCUUGGGGAGAUGACUGACAUUGGCCGGGCCCUACGGUUGGGUUUGCCCAUGUUUUAUGGCUUACCUGCUUUAUCAUUUGUGUGUGCUGAUUGGUGUAUACAUACAGAUUACAAGCCUCAGUCUUCACUUGAGUUGAUUAUUUCAUUAAGGCAAAAUGAUUGUAAUGUUUUUGUGUUGAAUUGAAUCGUUUGGAAAGUGGUUAAUGGCAUCAGCAACACCAAGUCUUGAUAUGCAUUGAUGUCCCACAAAUUGUAUUUUUUUUCUUAUCGACUUUAUAUUUUCACCCAUCUUUCUAUUUCAUUAUCAGUUUGGUGUUGGGACGCUCA
This is a messenger RNA of Brassica rapa (field mustard), 1499 nucleotides long. Its product is annotated as coiled-coil domain-containing protein R3HCC1L. The record is from RefSeq and is a predicted model, not a curated record. NCBI's taxonomy places the organism in Eukaryota, Viridiplantae, Streptophyta, Magnoliopsida, Brassicales, Brassicaceae.